Molecule: messenger RNA, 2897 nt
Organism: Sitophilus oryzae (rice weevil)
Lineage: Eukaryota; Metazoa; Arthropoda; Insecta; Coleoptera; Curculionidae
Gene: metro
Product: MAGUK p55 subfamily member 7
Exons: 13
Coding region: 143-1969 (608 amino acids)
Cellular component (GO): cell-cell junction; plasma membrane
Molecular function (GO): protein binding
Source: RefSeq, a predicted model, not a curated record
GAAAAUCGGAAAAUCAGCUGCCCGCAUCAAUUUUCACUCACGAACGCCAUGUUUACCUCAUUUCCAGUGGAGAAUUGUUGACCUAUCCCUUAUAAAACGGCAUGAGAAUUAAAGGAUAUUGCAAUAACAAAGUUCUUCCAGAAUGACAUCGGAGGUGAUGACAAAUGGCAAGAAAAAACUGGACCCAGGUAGGACGACAGGUCCUACACUGACAGAUCUAUUUAGUAAUCUUCAAAGAGCCUCAAAUUUGCCUACUACCGAUGAAGAACUAGCUUUCCUUAAUGAUCUCUUGCAAUCGAAGGAACUAAAUGCCUUAGUAAACAUACAUAAUAAAAUAUUAACCAAUGUCGACCGCAAAAGUUGUAGAUUUUUUCCAAUACCAAUACUGUCUGAUAGCAUGCAAGUGCUAUCUGAUGUGCUUGAAGUACUUCUUAGUCGACCCGCCAUGAGUCCCGAUUGCAAAGAAUUGUUUCUGAUGUUACAGAGGCCCCAUUUGCAGGGUUUAUUAUGUGCCCAUGAUUCUGUAGCGCAAAAAGAUUACUAUCCACAUUUACCUGACAUACCGGUUGAAGAGGACGACAGUGAAGAAACCGUCAAAAUUGUACAGCUUGUAAAAAGUAACGAACCUUUGACUGGUGCUCAAAGCGCAGAACCCAUCGUUGGUGCGACAAUAAAAACCGACGAGCAAACAGGAAAGAUCGUCAUAGCUAGGGUGAUGCACGGAGGAGCCGCAGAUAGAUCAGGACUGAUCCACGUGGGUGACGAGGUGGUGGAAGUGAACGCCAUCAGCGUAGAGGGUAAGACACCCAACGACGUUCUAACUAUUCUGCAAAACUCCGAAGGCACGAUUACUUUUAAACUGAUUCCUGCUGAAAGUAAGGGCAAUGUGAGGGAGAGUAAGGUUCGCGUUAGGGCGCAUUUCGAUUACAACAGCUGUAACGAUCCGUAUAUACCUUGUAAGGAGGCAGGUUUGGAUUUUAAGAAAGGAGAUGUGCUGCAUGUCGUGUGCCAGGAUGAUCAAUACUGGUGGCAAGCUAGAAAAGAGGGAGAUAGGCAUAUGAGAGCAGGUCUUAUACCUAGCAGGGCGUUGCAGGAAAAACGUAUCGUCCACGAGAGGUCGUUGGUUGGCAGCGAGGAGGAAGAGAACGGGCUGUGUCCUGUUUCAGUAGUGCCCGAGGACGGCCUCACCUGCAGCCCCAAACCUACACCCUGCCUGAUCGUGGCCGACACCGCCAAAAACAAAACCAAGAAGAUCAUUUACGAGACGGCGGAGAACGACGACUUCGACCGGGAGCUGAUCGCCACCUACGAGGAGGUGGCCAAGCUGUACCCCAGGCCGGGCCUGUACCGGCCGGUGGCGCUGAUCGGUCCGCCGGGGGUAGGCAGGAACGAGCUCAAGAGGCGGCUGAUCGAUACGGAUCCGGAGAAGUACCGAACGCCUACGCCAUUUACUAGCAGACCAAUAAAACCAGGCGAAGUAGACGGUAAAGAAUAUUUCUUUGUCACCAGAGAACAAAUGGAGGAAGAUAUAGAUAAAGGAAAAUUCAUAGAGUAUGGAGAAUAUAAAGGAAAUUUAUAUGGUACCAGCGCUGAGAACGUCAAAGACAUUGUAAGUGCCGGUCACGUGUGCGUUCUCAACCCUCAUUAUCAAGCUCUGAAGAUUCUGCGCACUCCUCAACUUAAACCCUAUAUAAUUUACAUCAAACCUCCUAGUUUGGAGGUGCUAAAAGAUACGCGGAUGGCCAGUCACGCAAGAAGUACCUUUGAUGUCAACAAUUCCAGAGGCUUUACGGAGGAUGAAUUCAAGGACAUGAUCAAACACGCAGAAAGGAUCGAGUUCCUUUACGAUCACUUCUUCGACGAGACCAUUGUAAACGAUGACUUAGUUACCGCUUUCGGUAAACUAUUAGCAGCAGUAAAUCGUGUAGAAACAGAACCUUUAUGGGUACCGGCGGCAUGGGUCCAGUAAAUUACUCUUUUCAGGCUGUUUUACACUAUACAAUCUUUUAUUUAAAAAUGUUUUAGUUUAGUACAAAUUAAAUUAUAUCAAAAAUUGACAUGUUCCUAAAAAGGGAUGCGUCAAUUUAUAUAUAAGUGUUGUUUAGUAGUAAAAACACUAUAAUUUCAAAACACAUUUUAUAUUUUUCAAUUUUUUCGAUCGUAUAAUUUCAGUUCUAAAUCAAUAAAAUUGUACAAUCUAAAAAGUUGUAAAUAUAAAUAAUAUUUGUAGUGUAAAACCGUUUUUAGAAUACUCUUAUCAUACUGGUGGUCUGUCAUCAGUACUUUCGUUAUUCCCAAAGUUACCGCUUUCGAGAAUUAUUGUAAAUAGGCCUUAAAUUGCUAUGUAUUUUUUCAGACUGUUAUCUAGGGUAAUUAGUUAAGAUUUUAGCCGUUUUAGCGCUGGUGGCCAAUAUUCCAAAUGAGUAACAUGAGAUAUGACUGGUUUCUGCUUCUGAUAUUAGCUUAUAACUUUGAAUAUAAUGGUCUCUUUGGUGUCUAAUGGGCUGUGUGUGACAGCUAAGUGUCAAGCUGAAUGAGAUCAUAUAAUUAUGGAGUCUGUUCAUUUUCACAAAGUGGUGGCUCAUGAUAAAACUUGAUGUGAUAAACAAAAUUAAUAUUGAACCACUAUCAGGAGAGAUCGUAGUUCUCUUAAGAGUAAAUUUAGACACUAGUUAAGUGUGUCGGUAGACAGCAGUUGUUGGUAAUCCAACUAAACACAGUAGGUCUUAUCUACUUUGUUUACUUUAAGGACGAUUGGACUUAUUCUGUGCGAGUAAGAAAGCCAGAUUGUUAGUCAGCUGACUGGUUUGUGACAAUAUAACAUUCAGAUGCAAAAAAACGCAACGGAAUUUUUUUUUUCGUCAAGUUUAAAGUGUUAUAUUUUAUAUUUUUAGCUU